AUUAAAUGAAGUGAAAAUACUUGAACAAUUACUGAUUAAAAUAACUGGUUAAGAUAUAUUGAGAACUGACGUCAUAACAAAAUUGAAAUUGUAAAAGGACUUUAUGAAAGUACUGUAUAUUCCUUAGCAUGUUUCUCAUUUCAGCAUCAUUAUUCUUUUCUAUGUUACAGUUUACAGAUUUCUUUACAUAAAUCACAAAUCUUUAGACUAAGCAAUUGUUACUUUCAUGGAGAAUUUCUGGUUGGAUAGCAGAAUUUAUCGACAACAUUAUCUGUAACUUGUAACUGCGUGGAAGAAUUUUACAAAUUAUGCAAAUUUUGGAAAAAUCUUCAUUGGAUUUCACAGCUUCGAUGAAAAUUUGACUAAUUUGGACUAUUUUGGACAAAAUUCACAAUUUUCUGUAACUUUUGAGCGUGUGGGAAAAACUCUACAAAUUCCGCAAACUUUGGAAAAUCAUAUUAUUGCAUUUAUUAUUAACCAUGAUGCAAGAUACCAACUCACAAUGGACACGGCUAGAAGGUGGAAUGGACGUAACAUCAACCCCACAUUCCAGUGUACAGCCACCCCAAACAGCAGCAAUGCCUAAACCAAGAGAAAGAUACAAAAACAAGUUAUUCAAAUUAGGAGUUACUGAAGUCGUCUUGGGUAGUUUAUCGAGCAUUUCUUGCAUUGUCACUUUAGUUCUCGCAAGUUUGACAAAAGAAUGGCCUUAUUAUGAGCCAUACUAUGACGAAACGUUUUAUCAUACUGUGUAUUACGGUCUAACAAACACAGCUCCUGGGCUCUGGUGUGGCGCUGUUAUUAUUGCAAGUGGAAUUCUCGGCAUCAAAUCAAAGACUAUACCUACUAUAUGCAUGUACAGGGCCAAUAUGACUGUUAGUAUCAUAGCAGCAAAUUUUAUGGGGAUUCUCUGUGUAAUGUCUGGAUAUAGCGCUGGUGAUUUGUACCCAUUAAGCCACACUUAUGGUGCAUUGGCGUUGCAUUCUUUAAUGGCUGUGAUAGGUUUUGUUGGCAUGAUCAUUUGCAUCGUGCAUUCGUCGUAUUGUUGUGCCGGGGUUUGUUGUAAAAAAACACAUAAAGGUGUUGUAAUAUACACAGCACCUACUGUGCAAUAUGCCCCUCAACAAAUGGUGCAACUGGCAAAUGGCCAAUAUAUGAUGGUGCCUGCUACAGCACCCCAGCCUAUGAUGUCAGUUUCAGGGGCUACAUAUCAGCCUGCUAGCCAAGUGCCACCUCAAGCAGUAUUAGUAGAUGCUCCGCCUCACGCACUGGCUCCCCAAAUGACAAAACAUCAAGAGGCCCAAAUGGAUAUUGAUCCACCCGAAUACACUGCGCAUGCUUCUGAUUAUCCGACAUGAUCAAAUACCUGGGGACUUGUAGACGAAAUGAAACCAUUGUAUAAUGUAUUCACUAUGUUUCGUACUUGUCAGAGCCCUGAGAUACGAUUGGAACGAAAUGAACUAUGUUUCACUUAUCAAGCAUUAACUUCAUAUAUAAUGAGUCACACUUCAUUCACGCCAUCUAAUAUGGAAGCGAUGGAAAGCCUGACUGGGUAUCGAGCAUUGUCCAGGGCUGCGAAUGGAGGUGCUGGUGUAUAUGGUGUGACGGAGCUUAUUUCUUGAUUUACUCCCGGCGCUAUGUGUGGUCAGUGCUUUUGCUAAUUUACCACGAUAUGUUUGGCUCUUCUUUGCUUGCAAUAGACUCCCCUUGCAGACAAGUAGCCCCAUGGCUGAAGAAAUGGGUGAAUUCAACUCACCACAACCUUCAGAAGGUUUAAUCGCUUUCAAAACCCACGAAAUCUAAAACUGAGCGAGAAAACCUAUGAUACAAUAUGGCUCAAUGAUCUGACCAUUAUGUCAUUGUCAGAUCGCAGUGUGCUAAUCAUUAAGAAUCCGCACCGUGGGUUCGAAUCACUUCAGGCUUUAAUUAUCGCUGGACUCUCGCCGUCAUAGGGUUGUUCACGUAAACGCUGGUCAGUUACGACUCAUCGUCAGCUCCCUCAUCGAGUCCAUGCAUCUGAAAACAAAUUACUGGCUAACUAACCCCUUACCCCCGACAUAGACUGGUCAGUGGUAACAUAUGAUUAAUCCGUGUUAUCGGCUCUCCUCUCCCUCAGGAUAAAUAUUUAAAUCUUAUCUUAUAUUGUAAAGUCGUGCUUCUGUGAAUUCUUAUUCCUGUGGACCCCAUUCUAUGAGGCUCUGGCUGGUCCGCAUUCAACUCUUGUCGCUCCCGAAGUAUGUGCACUAAGAUGGCGCGCAACCUGAUCCCUAACCUGGUACACAUACUAUGUUCAGGUUGUGCACCAUCUUGGUGCACACACUUAUGGAGGUCCCAACUUUUGUCAUGUACAGUACGCCACUGUGUUUUAUUAAAAUCCAUUAUUUUGUACAUUUAUUUUCUCAUUAAUUAUAACUAUCACUGUGCUUGCUGCUGUUCGUCAUUCCAUUAUUUGUUCGAUGCUCCCGAAGUAUGUGUACCAUGAGGUCGCACAACCUGAACAUAGUAUGUGUACCAGGUUAGGGUUCAGGUUGUGCGUCAUCCUGGUAUGAAUACUUCCGCCGUUUGUUCAAUCAUCUGCACGCAUAAUGCCGUAUUUCACCUCAAAGUUUUCUUGUAACAAGGUGCACGACUUUCAUUUUUAAUUUGUUUGUAUUGUCAGAAUAUGGAGUUUCAAAAUAAACUAUCUAUUGUUAGUCUCCAG
Styela clava is the source of this 2701-nucleotide messenger RNA. RefSeq lists its product as uncharacterized. The record is from RefSeq and is a predicted model, not a curated record. Lineage: Eukaryota; Metazoa; Chordata; Ascidiacea; Stolidobranchia; Styelidae.